AGAGGCAGGAUAGGGUCUGUUACCUCACUGCUAAUUUCCCUAGCAAAUAAACCAACAGAUGCUAGUCCAUGAACCAACUUACCACUGAGAAUAGGGCACUGUAUGCAUGGGAUAGGAUGCUUUCAUGGAGCCCCACAGAGGCACUGCUGGGAUCUUUCAAUGUGAAAUCUACCUCCUCCUCUUAGUCAUAGACAACAACUUCUGCUUUUCCUUUUCAUCUUGCAUUUAGGGAAGUCAUGCAAUCGACGUAGACUUUGGGUGGAGUUUUUUAAAUGCAGAACAUUUCAGAGGCAAAUAUUUACCUCUACAUGUAACUGGUACUAGAAUGGUCAGUACUUAGAAGUCUCUUCUCUGGAAAGGAUUAUCAUCGGAUCAAGUUCUCUCUGCGGUUGCCUUUUUGGAUUAUGAAAUGUGGCCGAGGAUCUUCACGGCUUUCCUUUCCUUUGUAUCAGGUUCUUGUUUCGGGCUGAAGGUGACAGUGCCAUCACACACUGUCCAUGCCAUCAGAGGUCAAGCCCUCUACCUCCCUGUGCACUAUGGCUUCCACACUGUGGCAUCAGACAUCCAGAUCAUAUGGCUAUUUGAGAGACCCCACACAAUGCCCAAAUACUUAUUGAGCUCUGUGAAUAAGUCUGUAGUUCCUGACUUGGAAUACCAGCACAAGUUCACCAUGAUGCCACCCAAUGCUUCUCUGCUCAUUAAUCCACUGCAGUUUGAUGAUGAAGGCAAUUACAUUGUAAAGGUCAACAUUCAAGGAAAUGGAACUCUAUCCUCGAGUCAGAAGAUACAAGUCACUGUUGAUGACCCUGUCACAAAGCCAGUGGUGCAGAAUCAUCCUUCCUCUGGGGCUGUGGAGUAUGUGGGAAACAUGACCCUGACAUGCCAGGUGGAAGGAGGCACCCGGCUAGUUUUUCAGUGGCUAAAAAACGGGAAGCCUGUCCAUACCAGUUCUACCUAUUCUUUUUCUCCCCAAAACAACACCCUUCAUAUUGCUCCAGUGACCAAAGAAGACAUUGGGAAUUACAGUUGCCUUGUGAAGAACCCCGUCAGUGAAAUGGAAAGUGAUAUUAUUACGCCAACCAUAUAUUAUGGACCUUAUGGACUUCGAGUUAAUUCUGAUAAAGGGCUAAAAGUAGGGGAAGUGUUUACUGUUGACCUCGGAGAAGCCAUCCUAUUUGACUGUUCAGCUGACUCUUAUCCCCCUAACAUCUACUCCUGGAUCCAGAAUACUGAAAAUGCAACGUAUGUCAUUAAGCAUGGGCCUCUCUUGGAAGUUGCGUCGGACAAGGUAGCCCAGAAGACAACUGACUUUGUGUGCUGUGCUUACAACAAUGUAACUGGGAGGCAAGAUGAAACUCGUUUCACUGUAGUCAUCACGUCUGUAGGACUGGAGAAGCUCGCACAAAAUGCAAAAUCAUUGUCCCCUUUAGCUAUUAUAACUGGAAUAUCACUAUUUUUGAUUAUAUCCAUGCUUCUUCUCUUCAUAUGGAAAAAAUAUCAACCCUACAAAGUUAUAAGACAGAAGUUAGAAGGAAGGCCAGAAACAGAAUACAGGAAAGCUCAAACAUUUUCAGGCCAUGAAGAUGCUCUGGAUGACUUCGGAAUAUAUGAAUUUGUUGCUUUUCCAGAUGCUUCUGGUGUUUCCAGGAUGCCAAGCAGGUCUGUUCCCACCUCUGAUGGAGUAUCAGGGCAAGAUUAUCACAGCACAAUUUAUGAAGUUAUUCAGCACAUCCCUGCUCAACACCAAGACCAUCCAGAACCUGGAAAUCCAUAGAAGAGUUCACAUAUCUCUUACAUCUCUUCACCAGGUGAGUUUUCCUGGGCAGAGCAGUACUUUGGAGUGAAGUAACAAAGAAACAUCUAAGGACAAAUAGUGGAAAUGCAUAUCCAUCUGGAAACAGUAAAGAAAUCGACCUCUUACUUUUACUCCAGUACCUCUUACUACUUCUUUUACAUGCAGAGCAGAGGCAUCUAUUGUCAGCAGUGGACUUCAGGUUUUCCAGUCUACACAGAAUGUGUUGUAUAACCAGGGAACAUGGGGGACAUUCUUUAUCAUGCCGACUGAGAGAAAGAAAAGAAUGAAGUUUUCCUGUCAGUCUUUUUAUAUCAAAUUUUUGUAAAAAGCACCAAUUCAUUCUAACUUCUACUUUCACUUUCACCAACCUUGACCCUAUCUUAUCUUACCUACAAAUGUAGAAACUCUACAUUUGCAAAUUUCUCAUCAGGCUUUAUUUUAUUAAAUUCUCAUGACUAAAUUUUUAUUUCCAAAUUUAUUUCUUAUUAUUUGCAUCACAAAAGUAAGACUGUGCCUUCUGCCUGGUUGUCAACCAACUUGUUUGUCAAGAAUGUUUUUUAAAAGACUUAUGAAAUUGCCAAGGAAAGGAUUUAUUAAAGUUUCAUUUAAUUUUUGUUCAAAGAAAAAGGAAUCAAAAUAAAUACUGUGUUUUUGCUUUUA
Messenger RNA from Heterocephalus glaber (naked mole-rat), 2455 nucleotides. It is a transcript of the gene Hepacam2, whose product is annotated as HEPACAM family member 2. The record is from RefSeq and is a predicted model, not a curated record. Gene Ontology annotation, cellular component: Golgi apparatus; spindle; midbody. Gene Ontology annotation, biological process: centrosome cycle. Lineage: Eukaryota; Metazoa; Chordata; Mammalia; Rodentia; Bathyergidae.